AUUUAGCUGCUAACCCUAACCUAGUGAAUUAUGUCACAUGGGAACCUAGUUACGUUACCUAUAGCUAAUUAACUAUUAACUAUUCAUGAGAAUUAGGAAAAUGUUGUUUUUUUUUUCCUUCCCAAUAUAUCCCUUUGCAAUUAUUAGAUUUACUAAUUGUGGGUUCUUUUAUCAAAGUGGGGGUUGAUAGUAAUGAGUGAGAACAGAAAUUUCUAAGGUAAUCAUUUUCACAUGCAAAUGCUGCUUUCUUGUAUACACUAGACACACACAAAAAAAGGGUAUCACCUAUAUAUUAGAGCAGAAAUUUUAACCUGUGACCAUAUUUGCAAAAGGGGCAUUGUUUGUUGACCUUGGAAGCUGCUCAAGAAAGGAGAUGGUGCCUUGCAACUGAAUGAUGUCAAAUAGUUGAUUUGGUGCACCAUUUUUGUUUCUUGCUUCCUUGAUACAGUUAAUGGGAUCCAAUUGGUCCUUAUAAUAUUACUAUAACAAAUAAUGCUAGAAUGAGGCUCCUGCGGCUGUCAGAAGCUGCAGAGAAGCUCCAAAAACAAGCAGCUAUAAGCAUUCAGAGGGGAGAUGAAAAUGGUGCGAGGGAAAUGCUUUUCCAGAGGAAGAAGGUGUUGCAAGCUCUGGAAAAGUCUAAAAGCCGUAUCGAAUUGCUUGAUGAGCUAUCCACAAAGCUAAGUGAGGUGAAGGGAAUGCAUUAUAGUACUCUCAGAGUUUCAUUGGAAAAUAUACCCUUUGAAUUUCAGGCAAUAUCUUUGAAAGAAAGUCAGCUCAUUGGGUCCACAAUGAACAUGGAAGACACAAUAGAAGAUGCUUCAAGUCCCAUUCGAAUUGUUGCACCAUCGGAGGAGGUUCAAGGAGAUUUCUCCGAGGAUGACUCAGAACCAAACACAAUGAAUUUCAGUGAUAUUCAAGGGAACCAACUAGAUGAUGAGGAGGCUGUGAAUAUUCUGGGAUCACUUAGCAAUGACAGUUGGAAUGAAGACAAUACUGUUAGCUGCUUGUCAGUUACAUCUGCUUAUGACGAAUUCCUGGAAAAUAUAGAUAAAAAGCUUGACGAAAUUGAAGCUGAACUAGUUACUGUUUUGAAUGUCUCAACGUUGGUUCUGGACAGUGAAGAGAGACCAAAAAAUUCCAGGUUGCAACAAACAACAGAACUUCUCGAGAGCAUCCGCACAAUAAGACAGAGAAUUGCAAGUAUCAAUGUAUCACAGAGGCAAAACUGAGGAUCUGAUCAAUUUUGUGUUGCCCAACUCAUCUUCUGCCGCCAGAAGUAGCAGAUUGGAACAAAUUGCCUAAGGACUAAGGAUAACUCAGUGAAGUGGCUUGUCAAUGCCUAAAACUUCCAUUGUGCUUUCUGCUUAAGGUAGCUACAAGGUGUGGAGUUUGUAAAUAUGGCUUACAAGAUUCACUUUUUAUACUAUUUUGUUCCAUUCAAUACCACAAAAUCCAGUCAUAUUGGGAGGCUUUGCAACUAUGGAUAAAAUUCCAAUGACAAUAGUUAAUAUUUUGUUUAAUCAUUACUUAGAUCGCUGACUAAUGAAACCAUUUUUUCCCCGGUAUUAUUGCUA
Messenger RNA from Arachis ipaensis, 1574 nucleotides. Lineage: Eukaryota; Viridiplantae; Streptophyta; Magnoliopsida; Fabales; Fabaceae. The record is from RefSeq and is a predicted model, not a curated record.